This is a messenger RNA of Grammomys surdaster, 4450 nucleotides long. Its product is annotated as zinc finger protein 595-like. The transcript has 6 exons. Gene Ontology annotation, biological process: negative regulation of transcription by RNA polymerase II; regulation of immune system process; regulation of cytokine production. The coding region runs from base 337 to 2451 and encodes 704 amino acids. NCBI's taxonomy places the organism in Eukaryota, Metazoa, Chordata, Mammalia, Rodentia, Muridae. Gene Ontology annotation, molecular function: RNA polymerase II cis-regulatory region sequence-specific DNA binding; DNA-binding transcription activator activity, RNA polymerase II-specific. The record is from RefSeq and is a predicted model, not a curated record. Gene Ontology annotation, cellular component: nucleus.
UUCCCAAAAGCCGGGGAGGGCAUCUGCAAAACUCGCCGUUCUCUAAGGAAUUUCGGGGGAUACGUAGUGCCGGACCAGGGCCGUGGACACUGUGUCCGAGAUCUUGCAGAGAUGUGAAAACUCCCUUAAAGCCGCAGGUGCCGCGCAGGGCAUCCUGGGAGAGUCAGCGGCCCCGCAGCGGGAACCGCAGCCCGGCGACCCUGGAACCUCCCAGGACUCACUGAUGAUGUAGAACAGGGAGCUCUGGAUGGUGAAGAGAGAAGAGACAGACAGUAGCAAAGGACCCAGGUACAAAACUGCAAGAAGAAGAAACUCCGAGAAGACCAAUAGGGAGAAAUGGCUGGUUCUCCAAUAAAUACAUUCCAGGAUCUGUUCACAUUCCAUGAUGUGGCUGUGGACUUCUCUCAGGAGGAGUGGGAAUGCCUGGACUCUGCUCAGAGGGCUUUGUACAUUGAUGUGAUGGUGGAGAAUUACAGCAACCUGGUUUCUGUCGGUAUUAUUGUGUGCAAGACAGACCUGGUCCCCUGUCUGGAGCAAAUGUGUGUACUCUGGAGUAUGAAGAGAGAAGAGAUGGUGGCUAAACCAGGUAGAGAGAACUAUCGAAUGUGCAGUGAAUCUGAGAAGGUCUUGGAUCAAGACUCAAAGAGUAUCAUCUAUGAGCAUGUGGAUAUGCAGUGGAAGUCUAGUGAAUGUAAUGAACUUGGCAAAAUGCUUCAUGAAUCCUCCGGAUGUAUACUUUGCAAAACAAAUACUACUCCAGAAAUCUGCAACAAAUACAGAUUUGGUAACCACAGGGAUGCCUGUAUUGAAUCAGCAAACCUCAGUAGACAUAAAGGUAUGCACACUGGAGAAGAACCUUGCAAAUAUAAAGACUAUGGCAAAUCUUUAAGUUUAUUUUCAAACAUAAGUCAGAGUCAUGGAAUCUACAUAGGAGAGAAAGAAUAUAAAGAAUAUGAUAAAACUUUUGGCUCUACCUCCAAACUUGUACAGCUAAGAAUCCAUGGUGGAGAAAAACCACAGAAGUGUAGGAAAUGGAGAACAGGAUUCAGGACCUGCUCAAGCCUUAGUACACAUCAAAGAACUUAUAUUGGAGAGAAACCAUGGAUAUGCACAGAAUGUGACAAGGCCUUUAGGUGGUUGUCAGAUCUUAAAACCCAUUACAAAAUCCAUCCUAGAGAAAAACCUUUCAAAUGUAAGGAAUGUGACAGAUCUUUUACCCUCUGCUCUUCUCUUAGGGAACAUCAGAACAUCCAUGAGGGAAAAUUGUACAAAUGUUGGGAAUGUAACAAAUCCUUUACCCGGUGCUCAUCUCUUAGAGCACAUGAGAAAAUUCACACUGGAGAGAAACCUUUCAGAUGUAAGGAAUGUAUUAAGUCCUUUUAUAUGCUGUCCCAGCUUAGAAAACAUACCAGAGCACAUACUGGGGAGAAACCAUACAAAUGUCAGGAAUGUGACAAAUCUUUUACUUACUCCUCAUCUCUUAGAGAACAUCAGAACAUGCAUGCUGGAAAACUAUAUAAAUGUCAGGAAUGUGACAAAUCCUUUACCCGGUGCUCAUCUUUUAGAGCACAUGAGAAAAUUCACACUGGAGAGAAACCUUUCAAAUGUAAAGAAUGUGGUAAGUCCUUUUACAUGUUGUCCCAACUUAGAAAACAUGCCAGAACUCAUACUGGAGAGAAACCAUACAAAUGCAAGGAGUGUGAGAAAUCCUUUACCCAGUGUUCAACCCUUAGGAUACAUCAGAAAAUUCACGCUGGAGAGAAACCCUACAAAUGUAAAGAAUGUGGUAAGUGCUUUUAUAAGUUGUCAUACCUUAAAGUCCAUUACAGAACUCAUACUGGAGAGAAGCCUUACCAAUGUAAAGAAUGUGGUAAGGACUUUUCCCAGUCAUCCUGUCUUAAAAGCCAUGAAAGAAUCCAUACAGGAGAGAAACCUUACAAAUGCAGCGAAUGUGACAAAUCCUUUACACACUGCUCAACUUGUAGGAGACAUCAGAGCACUCAUGCUGCAAAGCUCUACAAAUGUGAGGAAUGUGACAAAUCCUUUGCCAAACAGUCAUCUCUCACAACACAUCAGAAAGUCCAUGCAGGAGAGAAACCUCAUGCUUGUGAAGAAUGUGGUAAGGCCUUCUAUCAACUAUCACAUCUGAAAGUUCAUUACAGAAUCCAUACUGGAGAGAAACCUUACAAAUGUGAUGAAUGUGAGAAAUCGUUUACAAAAUGUUCAUCUCUCAGAACACAUCAGAAAAUCCAUGCAGGAGAGAAACCUCAUGCUUGUAAAGAAUGUGGCAAGGCCUUCUAUCACUUAUCACACCUUAACAUCCAUUACAGAAUUCAUACCGGAGAGAAACCUUACAAAUGUAGUGAAUGUGACAAAUCCUUUACCACAUUGGCAAACCUUAGAAGACAUCACAAAAUUCAUACUGGGGAGAAAACUUUCCAUAGUAAAUAAUAUGGUGUAUACUUUUUCCAGAGUGCUGUCCUUAGGGACAACUGCAGGCUCCACCCCAAAGAAACAUUAUGAACAUGAGAAACCUGGGAAGGCCUUUACGGAAUGUUUAAAUCUUAGAAAACAUCAAGAAUUUAUAGUGAGGAAAAUUCUGAAAUGUUACACUAUUGGAAGCCUUUCAUUAAAACAUUUAGUUGUUCAACCUCCAAAAAUUCAUAAUGAAGACUGUGUUAAUCUAAAGAAUGUCACCAAGCCUUUAAAAGUUAUACCCUGAAAUGACAUACAGCAGAAAAUUCAAUUAGAAAUCAUAUAUAUGUUUGCCAUUGUGCUAUAUUCAUGCCUUGAUGCACACUAGAAAUUCUCUAGAGACCCCAAAGAAGUAACAUUGAAUUUGUCAAAGCCUUUCCCUACUAGACAUCUGGAAAUUCUUCCUGAAGAAAAACCCAAGAAAGUGCUCUCAUAAAAAUACCCUUUUUUUUUCUCCAUUAAAAUAUUCAUUCUGGAGUGAAAACCUGUCAAUGGCAAGAUGAAAGAUGAUCAGAACUUUACAGUGAUAAUCUGUGGCUAUGACAACAUGUAUGCUCAUGGACAGGUAGAAAAUCCUCAAGAAUGUGCAGGAAAAUUAUUUUUUAGUACUCAAAAAAGUUAAAGAAGUAUUUAGUAAAACCACAGAGCAUAGUAAUAGUAAAAGUUUCAUAUACAAAUACUAAAACACAAAGGUUUGAAGGCAUUAGACAAACCAGAAUGCUACAUUAGCAAAUGGUUAUAUGAUAAUUGAUAAAAGUUGCUGUUCCUUCAGGGCUGGUGAACCCAAGACAGGAGUCAAAAAAGUUAGUAGGAACUGACCAUAACCAUCAAAGGACAGACUUAAUGCCAAUUUCAGGUACUCUAUGAGUCAUAGCUCCUUUGCAUACAGAUCCUACACAGAUCAAAGCCCUUUUCAUGAUCUUUCAGUAGUUUUCUUCGUUCCUUAUCAUUUAAAAACAGUUCUUGGCCAGGAAGUGGUUGCACAGACCUUUAAUUCAAGCAUUUGAGUUGGGGAGGGUAGAGGCAGGUAGAUCUCUAUGAGUUUGAAGCUGGCCUUGUCUACAGGUUAAGUUCCAGGACAGCCAAGGCUACACAGAGAGACCCUGUCUCAAAGACAAACAGAACACACACACGCACAUGCACACACACCCCAAUUCUUUCUACUUGAACAGAAUCCUAUCUUGGAAACCCUCCACUUUCAGAAGUUACUCUUUUUACUUGUAAUAAAUACUGGUUGGGAGCAAACCCACUUCUGUUCAUGACACCUGGGAGAUGCAUGAAAGUAUAUUCUGGGAACUACACCAUGUUAUGGAGAAACAGUGUCUUGGAGUUUUCAUAAGCACUUAGAACUCUCCUUACAUAGAUUCAUUCAUGAACCAUGUUAAUGAAAUCUUCUCCUUUUUAUCUUUUGAAUUAAGUAUGUCUAGAGUGGUUUUCAUUCAAGAUAUUGUAGAGAAAUUUAAUGACAAUUUGAUGCAUGAGUAUCCUAUAAAUAAGCAAAUUAUCAACACAAUAAUAAUAGGCCACCGACAGGAUUAUAUGUUAUAAUCUGCCACCAGGAAUGGGAGCAUUUCCUCCUAGUGAUGUAGCUAUUCCAUCAGCCAUAUCCUCGUAAGAAAUAGUUAAUAAGCUAUCUGAAAAUGUUAAAACCAUCAAAACUUAAAUUCCCUUGGAAAUUUGAUGUGUUCCCACAUGUAAUAUUGUUGAUUAGGUUCUGUGGAGGUAAUACAAAAGUAAGUGUAAUUCCAAUCAUAUUUCAUAGACAUUUUUUUUCAUAUUUAUGAUCUGAUCCCCCAACAAUUUAACCAUCUGUUGUAACUCUUUCUACCUCUGAUUCUAUUUAUCAAUGCUUGUUUUACUCAUAAAUUAUGAGAAUCAUGUUACUGUUUUUGUACAAACUGUUACAAUGAUAGUUAUUCCUAUGAUGAGAACAAUAAGCUAUUCAAUAAAAAAUUUUGUCCUUUUUAGAAAUCUA